UUCGGGGUGGAUUUUGUCUGGGCAAAAGGACUCUGGAGGAUUUUUGGACUUACUUGAAUCCUGAUAAGUUUUGUGAUUAUUACUAUGCUGGCUGCAAUUAGGAUUGAUUCUGUUUGUGUCCUGACAAACUCUAUUGGCGAAUUGGUUACAAAUCUUAGCUGCUUUCUAUUACUUCUCUGUGAUAGACUGAGUUAGAGUGAAUCUGGGAGGAGAUGUUAAUUGCAUGCGUUUUUGUCUGAUAUGUCAGGGUGAGCCGCAGGUGCCUGUUUUACACCUGCUGCUAACACAACAACCUAGUCUUUCCUGUCACUAUGGUGUUGCUGGUAUGUGGCAGUGGAGGAGUGUGUUUGGGUGUUUGAUCAUUUCUCAAAAUAUGCUAUCAAUGCUGCGUUUGUCAGACAAGCAUUCACCGAGAAAAAGACAGCGACUGAAGGAGGGAACCAGACAGUGAUAAGCAGAAAAAUGCAGUGCAUAAACACUACAAGGCUUGGCUAAACGUAGUAGCAUAUUAACCCAUACUCUGGACUCAUUAAAGGAAGAAGAUAGAGGGCAGAGACAUUUAUGUCUAUUGGAUCAUCAAUGCAUGAUACAGGCAAGGAAUGUUGUCAGGAUCUGGCACUGCCUUGAGGCGAUAGCAAUUUACCAGUGAUAAACUUUCACCAUGAGUUCCACUAAGAGAUGGUUAGUUCCACGCCGCUCUAAACUCUACAUUGUGGAAGGGGAGGCCCAGUGUCCAGAGACGGGCACCCACAAAGACAGCUCUUUCGGCCAGACGCCUUACCUACGCGGCUCAGAACGUUACAGUGACAGCGGCAGCAGCGCACCCUCCGGUACCAGGGGCCCUUCUUGCGUGGCUCCCUCCAGCUCAGCCAGCUUGGCCUGGGCACUACGAACACGCCACCAGCCUGCGAGUCUGGCUCUCCGCAAGCAAGAGGAAGAGGAGAACAAGAGAUGCAAGGCCCUUUCUGACAGCUAUGAACUCUCAACAGAUCUGCAGGAUAAGAAGGUGGAGAUGCUGGAGAGAAAGUACGGUGGCUCCUUUGUAAGUCGCAGAGCAGCUCGGACCAUUCAGACAGCUUUCAGACAGUAUCGCAUGAACAAGAACUUUGAGCGCCUCAGGAGCUCCGCUUCAGAGAGCCGCAUGACACGCCGCAUCAUCCUGUCCAACAUGAGACUGCAGUAUUCCUUUGAUGAGCGACAGCCUCAGCAGCAGGCCCAGACACAGACGAACUUCACCCACAGUGUGGCCAUAGGGCCUCCACAUUCCCCUGACACAGACCGCCCAGGAGACUACACCCACUUAGAGGACUCCUUCUCCAAACAGGUCAAGUCCUUGGCUGACUCGAUAGAUGAUGCCCUUACUUGCCGCGCUGGUCGCGAUGACUCCCAGGAGGGCAGCAGGGAAGGUGGAGGGAUAAGUGAAGACUUUGGGGAGUGUGUGUGGAGCAGCAGCAGCAACCCAUCCUCCCAAAGAGGUCUGGGAGAAAGAGCCAGGGGAGCUGGAGGAGGACUCAGUAUGCAUGGCGACAGUACAGCCACCUCGUACAGUGACGUCACCCUAUACAUGGAUGAUGGCAUGCCGUCCUCCCCCCUGUCCCUUGACAGAGCACCCAGCAGCACAGAUACAGAGUACUGGGGCCCCGGCGGUGGUGUGGGAGGGCGUGAAGACAGCAGGGACACUGAGGGAGGGGGUAGCAGUAACAGUCGGCGCAGCACCCCAUGCACCGAGUGCAGGGACUAUCGUUUGAGGGGCGCGCAUCUGCCUCUUCUCACCAUUGAGCCGCCCAGCGACAGCUCAGUGGACAUGAGUGACCGCUCAGACCGGGGCUCCCUGAGCAGACAGCUGGUCUAUGAGCAGGAGCCCGGGGUAGGAGCGGGCUCCCCUCAGGGAACCCUCAAACACUCCCCCAACACAGGCACCCGCCCGUCAUCCACAGCAGCUGCCCAGGGUCAGACUCGGGCCCCCGGCAGACCCAUACCAACACAUAUCCCUCACCAGGUGGCGGCUCACCACCACCAUCACCACCAUCCUAUCCACCACCAUCAGUACCCAGACACACCUUCAUCCUCCUCCUCCCCGCAGCAGCCUCCCACCACCCCACUCUCCUCCUCCUCCUCUACAGCUCUGCCCCCCGGUGGCCUGGAGCAGCCGUGCUGCUCGGACGGAGACAAUGACUCACUCAACUCAACCACCAACUCAAACGAGACAGUCAACUGCAGCUCGGGCUCCUCAUCUCAGGACAGCCUCCGGGAGCCUCUACCUCCUCUGGGCAAACAAACCUACCAGAGAGAGAGCCGCCAUAGCUGGGACUCUCCGCCCUUCAACAGUGAUGUGGUGCAGAGGCGCCAGUACCGCAUUGGUCUCAACCUCUUCAACAAGAAGCCAGAGAAAGGGAUCCAGUACCUGAUUGAAAGAGGGUUUGUAUCUGAUACUCCAGUUGGGAUUGCUCGCUUCAUCCUAGAGAGGAAGGGCCUCAGCAGGCAGAUGAUUGGAGAGUUCCUGGGAAACCGACAGAAACAAUUCAACAAAGAUGUUUUAGACUGUGUGGUGGAUGAGAUGGACUUCUCAGGUAUGGACCUGGAUGACGCUCUGAGGAAGUUCCAGGCUCAGAUUAAAGUUCAGGGAGAAGCACAAAAAGUGGAGAGGCUCAUAGAAGCCUUCAGUCAGAGAUACUGUGUGUGUAAUCCGACCCUGGUUCGGCAGUUCCAGAACCCGGACACCAUCUUCAUCUUGGCCUUUGCCAUAAUCCUCCUCAACACAGAUAUGUACAGUCCCAACGUCAAAGCCGAGAGGAAGAUGAAAUUAGAGGAUUUUAUCAAGAAUUUGAGAGGCGUAGACAAUGGUCAGGAUAUACCCAGGGACCUGCUUGUUGGUAUCUACCAGCGGAUACAGAAAUGGGAGCUACGGACCAAUGAUGACCAUGUGUCCCAAGUGCAGGCGGUGGAGAGAGUCAUUGUGGGCAAGAAGCCUGUGCUGUCCCUUCCCCAUCGUAGGCUGGUGUGUUGCUGCCAGCUCUACGAGGUGCCUGACCCCAAUAGACCUCAGAGGACAGGAGUGCACCAACGAGAGGUCUUCCUCUUUAAUGACCUUCUGGUGGUGACCAAAAUCUUCCAGAAGAAGAAAACCUCAGUGACUUAUAGUUUCAGACAAUCUUUCCCUCUGGUUGAGAUGCAAGUGCACAUGUUCCAGAACUCAUACUACUCUCAUGGUAUCCGCCUGACCUCAGCAGUCCUGGGUGGGGAGAGGAAGGUUCUUAUUGUCUUUAUGGCACCCAGUCAGCAAGACCGCACCCGCUUUGUUAGCGACCUCAGGGAGAGCAUUUCUGAAGUGCAAGAGAUGGAGAAGUAUAGAGUUGAAUCGGAGCUGGAGAAACAGAAAGGUGUGAUGCGGCCCAGCUUGCUGACUGGAGGUGUGGUUGGAGGAGGUGUGGGUGUGAAGAGCGAUGUUGUGAAUGGCACCCUGGGACGGACAAGUUUUGAUGACAACUGCUCAGUGGGUGAGGGUCUCAAACGCACAGCGCUCAGCUCAUCUCUCAGGGACCUAUCGGAGACAGGGCUCCAUCAUUAGCAGCCCACAGCCUCACCAGCGCUAUGCAGUGCCAGGUGUGCUCCCUGGCUGCUACGGAACAGAAGACUUCCGGCCUCACCGCCCCAUCCUGAGCCCCGGAACGGGGGUGGGGGGUGGGCCGGGGCAGCAACAUACCACUGCUGGGACAGGAGUUGGGGGAGUCUCCAGCAGUGUAGAGAGAGUAGGAGCGGGGAGCGGCCCUGUGGGGAGCAGCAACAACAACAGCGGCUCCUUCCUGGGCUCCCUAUUCGGCAGCAAACGCGCCAAACCACCAGGGCCCCUUAUUCCACCGGGGCCACCCUACCCCGCACCUGUCCCCCCACUGACUACGGGAGGGCCCCCUCCUCACUCCCCUUCAUCUCUGUGCCAGUUGGAGGGGGGGCCCUCCAAAAUCCAGGCGCUGCACGCACAGUACUGUCAUGCUGGCACUGUGCAGCCCCCACCACCUUACUACCAUCACCAUCGCUACCACAUCCAAACUGUCCCUCCUCCUUCGCAAGGUGUGCCCCCCCACACUAUACAGAGAGGCCCGCUACCCUGUCGUCCACCGCUUGGCCCGCCACACAUCCUGCACCCGCAGCUGGCCCAUCUCUCCCAGCUCUCCCAGCAUGGGCUUCCGGGUCGUUACGCCAACAUAGUGGUGGGAUGUCCCCCCCCCCUUUCUCCUCUCUCCCAACAUUCCCAGAACCCUCAGUUCGCCCUCUACCACGCGCAGCCCACACACUCUGUCAGAGGGGGCGGCGGCCCUGGUACCAAACCUCCACUAACCUUGUCUCACUCCCACCCGCACCCCCACGCACACUCCCAAACCCACCCC
This is a messenger RNA of Xiphias gladius (swordfish), 4385 nucleotides long. It is a transcript of the gene iqsec2b, whose product is annotated as IQ motif and Sec7 domain ArfGEF 2b. Gene Ontology annotation, molecular function: guanyl-nucleotide exchange factor activity; protein binding. Bases 662 to 3568 code for a protein of 968 amino acids. The transcript is spliced from 13 exons. The record is from RefSeq and is a predicted model, not a curated record. Lineage: Eukaryota; Metazoa; Chordata; Actinopteri; Istiophoriformes; Xiphiidae. Gene Ontology annotation, biological process: regulation of ARF protein signal transduction; actin cytoskeleton organization.